Messenger RNA from Condylostylus longicornis, 2878 nucleotides. Its product is annotated as elongation factor-like GTPase 1. The coding region runs from base 69 to 2801 and encodes 910 amino acids. The record is from RefSeq and is a predicted model, not a curated record. NCBI's taxonomy places the organism in Eukaryota, Metazoa, Arthropoda, Insecta, Diptera, Dolichopodidae. The transcript is spliced from 9 exons. Gene Ontology annotation, biological process: cytosolic ribosome assembly. Gene Ontology annotation, molecular function: GTPase activity; ribosome binding; GTP binding. Gene Ontology annotation, cellular component: cytosol; ribonucleoprotein complex.
UCAUAGCGCUUAUAGUACAUGUAAAGUUUUUUUAAGAAUAAUUAUUGGAAAAUAAUUUUAAUAGAAAAAUGCCUUUUGUUGAAUUGAAAAAGUUGAUUGAAUUACAAAAUGAAAUAUCAAAAGUUCGUAAUAUUUGUAUAUUAGCCCAUGUCGAUCAUGGCAAAACCACUUUGGCUGAUUCUUUAGUAGCUAGUAAUGGAAUUAUUUCUCAAAGAAUGGCUGGAAAACUUCGAUAUCUGGAUAACCGUCCAGAUGAGCAAGAACGUGGGAUAACAAUGAAAAGCAGUAGUAUUUCUCUUUAUUAUCAAAACUUUCCUAAUAGUGACGAAUACCUAAUAAACUUAAUUGACUCUCCUGGGCACAUAGAUUUUUGUAAUGAAGUAUCAACAGCAGUUAGAUUAUGCGAUGGAGCUAUAAUAAUUGUUGAUGUUCUUGAAGGAGUUUGUCCACAAACUAGAGCUUGCUUACAACAGGUUUAUACUGAGAAACUAAAACCAGUAUUAUUGUUAAAUAAAAUUGAUAGGCUUAUAUUGGAAAAGCAAAUGUCACCUUUAGACGCGUAUGUUCAUAUUACUCAAGUAUUAGAACAGGUUAAUGCAGCAUUUGGAAAUAUAUUUGCUUCUGAUAUUUUAUCAAAAGAACAAACUACUUUGGAUAAGAAUUAUGUUUCAGCCUUAGAUGAAGUUGAUGAUUCGAAAUUGUAUUUUUCGCCAGAGAACAAAAAUGUUGUGUUCUGUUCAGCUUUAGAUGGUUGGGCCUUUACAAUCGAUGAUUUUGCUAAAAUGUACUCGCAACGUUUAAAUAUUGAACCGAAAGAGUUGGAAAAAGCAUUAUGGGGAGAUUAUUUUUAUAAUGCAAAGAAGAAAUGUUCUGUUUUGGGAGCCCAAGAAAAAGCAAAAAAACCAAUGUUUGUUCAAUUUAUUUUUGAAAACCUUUGGAAUCUUUAUGAUAUUAUAAUAAUAAGAAAAGAUAAAGAAAAACUACCUGGUGUAGCAGAAAAACUUGGGGUUAAAUUGCAAGCUAGAGAUUUACGCUUAACGGAACCAAGAGCUCAAUUAAAAAUUUUAUUUCAGCAAUGGUUACCAAUUGAUACUUCAGUUUUAAAAAUAGUUGUUGAUAACAUUCCAUCACCAAAAUGCAUUGAUGAAGAACGUUCGGAACAACUUCUUUGUUCGAGUAGUUACGAUUUUAAAAGUUUCCCUAUUCAAACACAAGAAUUAAAAAAACAUUUUGUCAACUGUAAUCCAAAAAGUGAAACAGUUAUUGCUUUUAUUUCCAAGAUGGUAGCAGUGGAAAAAUCAAAAUUGCCGGAGAAUAAACCUAAAAGGCUAACCCAAGAAGAAUUAGACAAGAGAAGAGAAAUUGCUAGGCAAAAAAUAUUAGAAAGGAAGCAACAGCAAGCAACGCAAGAAAAUGCUGAUUUGCAAAGUAUUGAAAAAGGAAUUGAAACGUUGGCGACUGAUGAUUCAAAAAAUAACACAGAAGUCGAAUCACAAAAAGAAACACUAGACGAUAAAAACGAUCAUGUAUUUAUUGCAUUUGCGCGAGUAUUUAGUGGAACUAUUAAAAAAGGAAUGAAACUUUUUGCUUUAUCGCCAAAACACAAUCCAAAAAUUUUAGAAGAAAAUGCCGAGCAAAUUGAUUUCCCAUAUGUUGAACAGAUUGUUGUGGGUGAUUUAUAUCUAUUUAUGGGUGGUGAUCUUGAGAGCCUUGAAGAAGUUCCAGCAGGAAAUAUAAUAGGAAUCGGUGGUCUAGAAAAUGCAGUUGUAAAAUCUGCAACUCUAAGUAGCAGUAUUUAUUGUCCCUCUUUUAGUGAAAUGAAUCAGAUGGCAAAACCCAUUCUUCGUGUUGCGAUUGAGCCUGUUAAUCCUUUGGAAAUGCCGAAAUUGUUGAAGGGCUUAAAAUUGCUUAAUCAAUCCGAUGCAUGUGUACAAGUAUCCCUACAAGAAACAGGAGAACACGUUAUAGCAACUUUGGGUGAAGUUCAUUUAGAAAAAUGUGUCAGAGAUUUGGAAGAGAGUUACGCUAAAAUAAAACUGAAUGUUUCCAAGCCAAUUGUUUCAUUUAGAGAAACUAUUGUACCCGAAGCUACGGUUGAUAUGGUUAAUGAAAUGAUUUUAAAAACAGAAAAGGAAGAUAUUUCAAAAAAAAUUAUCAACAUUCAAACUGCAAAUAAAUCGUGUUCAAUUGCUAUGUUAGCUUUACCAAUGCCUCAAAAAGUUACCGAAAUAUUGGAAGCAAACGUUGAUAUUUUUAAAAUUCUACUAGCUGUUACAAAAUUUAAUACUUUAUCAGAUAAACAAAUUCUGAUAAUAAAUCAGGUUAAAAACUCCUUGCAAACAGCAUUAAUCGACUUUAAAAUCAAUUUACCACAUGAUAAAAGUAAUUUAGUGAAUAAAAUCUGGUCAGUUGGUCCUAAAAAGAUUGGAACAAAUAUUUUAUUAAACUUGAGCGAUUACAUACAUUCAAAUUUUUGGAACCCAAGCAUUUCUAUUAGUAAAUCCAAUCAAGAGGAUGUCCGUAAGGAUUUCGAUUAUUCAUUUAUAAAUGGGUUUCAAUUGGCUACAGCAGCAGGUCCUUUAUGUGAAGAACCAAUGACAGGAGUUUGUUUUUUGAUUUUAGAUUGGAAAAUUGAUCCAGAAACCGAUUUUAAUUCUAAAACUUUUGGACCAUUUUCGGGACAAAUAAUGUCUGCUGUUAAGGAGGGCUGUAAAAAAGCAUUCCAGUUUCAACCUCAACGUUUAGUAACACCUAUGUAUAGUUGCAAUAUAGUUGUGAAUGCUGAUGUUCAAGGGAAAUAAACUGGACUUAAAGUUAUAACUAAAUAAAAAAAUAUAUAAUAAUUAUAAAUUCAUUUUUUAAUAAAAUUAAAAUAAAA